UAAGAACGACAUCACCAAUCCACCCACUGCCGUGAGAAACAGCCACGAUGAAGUUCCUUAAGGUCGGACGCGUUGUCAUCAUCACCCGGGGCCGGUAUGCGGGCAAGAAAUGCGUCAUCAUCCAGCCGCUCGACAAUGGAACUAAAUCACACCCCUUUCCCCACGCUCUCGUCGCCGGCAUUGAGCGCUACCCGUCACAAGUCACCCGCCGCAUGUCGAAAGCGAAGCAGACGAAGAAGUCCAAGGUCAAGCCUUUCGUCAAGCAGGUCAACUACACCCACCUUAUGCCCACCCGGUACACGCUCGAACUCGAGAACCUGAAGGGCGUCGUUUCGGCCGACACAUUCAAGGAGGUUUCGCAGCGAGAGGAGGCCAAGAAGACGGUGAAGAAGGCUUUUGAGGAGCGAUACCAGUCGGGAAAGAACAGGUGGUUCUUUACUCCCUUGCGAUUCUAGGCUUUCCUUUCUAUCAUGGCUGGGCGUAGGCUGGAAUGUUUGACCCGGGUGGAGACCCUACACAAGCAUGACGGUGGAUAUUACAGGGUGGAGAGGCAAAAUCGCCCUUGCAUCCGAGCAUGUACUUCGGGUUGAUAAAUGAAGCAUCAAAAGACUUUUUAGGCGCCAAUACCAC
Messenger RNA from Lindgomyces ingoldianus, 630 nucleotides. RefSeq names its product 60S ribosomal protein L27-B. Gene Ontology annotation, molecular function: structural constituent of ribosome. Gene Ontology annotation, biological process: translation. The record is from RefSeq and is a predicted model, not a curated record. The coding region runs from base 48 to 455 and encodes 135 amino acids. The transcript is spliced from 4 exons. Lineage: Eukaryota; Fungi; Ascomycota; Dothideomycetes; Pleosporales; Lindgomycetaceae. Gene Ontology annotation, cellular component: cytosolic large ribosomal subunit; ribosome.